Sclerotinia borealis F-4128 is the source of this 876-nucleotide messenger RNA. The record is from the annotation of a GenBank genome assembly. NCBI's taxonomy places the organism in Eukaryota, Fungi, Ascomycota, Leotiomycetes, Helotiales, Sclerotiniaceae.
AUGGCGGAUUUUGAUAAUCCAAGCCUCGACCGGUAUUUGAAUGACUCCGAAGAUGCCCUUCCGGGGCUCCUCACAGGUACUCAGCGUACAAGUUUUGCUGGUACUUCGUCUCUUUCUCAACAACACGCAAAUGGAACGUACAAUGAACCAACACACUCGAACAUAAUCCAGGAGUCCGCAUCAACGACAUCUCCCUCCAGUAUAUAUGACGAGAGUGUAUUUAGUAUGCAGUCUUAUAAGUCAACCACGACAGCGACAACGACUAGUCUACAAUCUGCUCAGACCAAUCCAAUUGUUGGGUGGCACCUCCUAGCACCCCCAAUCCCUCAUGUCAACACUACUGUCGUCCUUCCAUGCGAGUUUAUAUCGAUAAAUUGCGAGGUGACUUUCCAUCCAGACCACUUCGAGGAGUGGCUCGAGCACACCCUAUCGCAUUUCAGCGAUCUUCCUCCUCCGUCGAAAUGUGUCUGCCUCUUCUGUGAUGAGGAAUUCGAAAACAACUAUGAUCCGAAAAGUAACUGGAGAGAAAGGAUGGUACACAGUCGUGAGCAUCUUCUUGAUCAAGAAACAAACAUUCGACCAGACUUUUUCGUAAUCGAUUAUAUGUGGAAGAAUGGCCUAAUGAGUGAAGCGGAUUACAUUGUGGCCGGGCAAUAUACCGAGCGUCCGUUUGUACCUGGUCUCGUACGAAAAGGAUUUGAGACGCCUGAAGCAAAGUCCAAGCGGGAGAGAGAGUCCAAAAUUCCACACAAUCUCCAAAAGGAAGAAAGAGAUUGCAAACGUUCAAGCCAUAAGCACAACGGCAAAGAAAGGCAGAGCUCAACUUCGACAAGGAAGCAUCGGCCAGUAUCUAUCAGGCAUCUAGAAUGUACUUGA